Messenger RNA from Spinacia oleracea (spinach), 924 nucleotides. RefSeq names its product F-box protein GID2. The transcript has a single exon. Gene Ontology annotation, molecular function: protein binding. The record is from RefSeq and is a predicted model, not a curated record. Lineage: Eukaryota; Viridiplantae; Streptophyta; Magnoliopsida; Caryophyllales; Amaranthaceae. Bases 151 to 720 code for a protein of 189 amino acids. Gene Ontology annotation, biological process: regulation of gibberellic acid mediated signaling pathway; gibberellic acid mediated signaling pathway. Gene Ontology annotation, cellular component: SCF ubiquitin ligase complex.
AUAUUGCCCAUGCCCCCUCUUUUCCACACAAGACACAACCUUCGUCCCCACCUUUUUGCUCUCACACAGUCUCUCUCCCUAUUAUCUCCACAACUUUUACUCUUCUCCCACCAUUAAACUCAAGCUUCCCCAUCAAACCAGUCUCCCACCAUGAAGCGAGCCAUGAACUCCCAACCCGAAUCCGAAUCAGAAUCCACUAUCAAUCCCGCAAUAAACACCAAAAAACCCAAAUUCGCCUCCAAUCCCGAUCAAACCAUCCCUAAUAAUAAUCACGAUCAACAAUUCCACGAUUCCGAUUGCGAUUCGGAAUUCGCAAAGCUAGACGAGAAUCUACUCUACGAAGUAUUCAAGCACGCCGAUGCGAAAACCCUAGCUGUAGCAUCAUGCGUCAGCAAGCGGUGGCAUCGGACGGCUCAGGAUGAGCGACUAUGGGAGCUGAUCUGUACUCGCCAUUGGAGUAACAGUAUUAAUUACGGUACGAGACAACUCAGAUCUGUUGUUCUUGCUCUGGGUGGGUUUCGUCGUCUUCACGCGCUUUACCUCUCCAAAACCGUCCCCUCUAUGCCGGGUUCGCCGAUUCUGCCGCCAUCUUCGUCGAUUCAGGCGCGUGUUGUCAAGGGUGGGAAUAAGAGAUGGGGGAAGGAUGAGGUUAAUUUGUCAUUAUCUCUUCUCUCGAUUAGAUAUUAUGAGAAAAUGAAUUUGGCUAACAAGAGACCAUGAAUACAAAUUUAUCUUGUAUUUUCGUAUUGUAUUUCUAUUUUUUGGUUUUUUCAUUUUGUAAUUUGAAUUCUAAUUUUCCAAGAAUUUGGGUUUUUGCCAAAUUGUUGUGUUCUUUUUCAGAUUCUACUAAUAAAUUGUUCGGUUAUGAAUUAUGUACUCCUGUAAUGAGUUUCCCUGUAAUUUGAGUGUUUUUCUAGUGGUGCA